AUGAAUCGUGCUCGCACACCAAGCGCUACGAGUUUUUUCGACAAUAUUCAACGCACCUUCACCAGUCUUGAUGACAAAUUGGAGAAGAGCGUUCAGGAACACUUGCGUAAUGUUUAUGCAACUGUGGCAGCCGGCGUUGGAGCGGCAGCUAUUGGCGCAGCGGUCCAUAUUUUCACAAAUGUCCUCAGGGCAAAUUUCCUCUUAUCUUUGGCAUCGAUCGGUUUGAUGUUCGCCCUCAUAUCGACUCCACACACUCGAGCAAAUGAGAAAAAGAGACUGGCAUUCUUCUUCCUGUUUUGCGGCAUUUCUGGUGUGAGCAUGGGACCUCUUUUGGAGCGUGUGAUUGCGAUAGAUCCAUCAUGUGUGCUGACAGCCUUGUUGGCGACGACUACAGUGUUCGGAUGCUUCUCUCUGUUGUGCUUGACAGCCUUGUUGGCGACGACUACAGUGUUCGGAUGCUUCUCUCUUGUUGCUCUUCAUGCUCCAUCAACGAAGUACAUACAUAUGGGAGGUACUCUAGCUUCUGCUGCACUGUGCCUACUGUUCGCCACAUUCUUUGCGUCAUACUACGUCAUCAUCCUUGGAGGGCUCGCUUUGUCGUGCGCAUUUGUGGUUUAUGAUACUCAAUUGAUCGCGGAGAAAUCUCGCCGUGGAGACGAUGACUACAUCUGGCACUCAGUGGAGCUGUUCAUCGAUUUCGCCAACAUUUUCAGGGCAAAUUUCCUCUUAUCUUUGGCCUCGAUCGGUUUGAUGUUCGCCCUCAUAUCGACUCCACACACUCGAGCAAAUGAGAAAAAGAGACUGGCAUUCUUCUUCCUGUUUUGCGGCAUUUCUGGUGUGAGCAUGGGACCUCUUUUGGAGCGUGUGAUUGCGAUAGAUCCAUCAUGUGUGUUGACAGCCUUGUUGGCGACGACUACAGUGUUCGGAUGCUUCUCUCUUGUUGCUCUUCAUGCUCCAUCAACGAAGUACAUACAUAUGGGAGGUACUCUAGCUUCUGCUGCACUGUGCCUACUGUUCGCCACAUUCUUUGCGUCAUACUACGUCAUCAUCCUUGGAGGGCUCGCUUUGUCGUGCGCAUUUGUGGUUUAUGAUACUCAAUUGAUCGCGGAGAAAUCUCGCCGUGGAGACGAUGACUACAUCUGGCACUCAGUGGAGCUGUUCAUCGAUUUUGCCAACAUUUUCAGAUAUCUUGUCGUUCUUCUGGCCGAUAAGAAGGAGAGAGAUAACAGAAAGAGAAGGGAUUAA
Messenger RNA from Ostertagia ostertagi, 1245 nucleotides. NCBI's taxonomy places the organism in Eukaryota, Metazoa, Nematoda, Chromadorea, Rhabditida, Trichostrongylidae. The record is from the annotation of a GenBank genome assembly.